Messenger RNA from Saccharomyces kudriavzevii IFO 1802, 2373 nucleotides. It is a transcript of the gene ABZ1, whose product is annotated as 4-amino-4-deoxychorismate synthase. Gene Ontology annotation, biological process: L-tryptophan biosynthetic process. The transcript has a single exon. Bases 1 to 2373 code for a protein of 790 amino acids. The record is from RefSeq and is a predicted model, not a curated record. NCBI's taxonomy places the organism in Eukaryota, Fungi, Ascomycota, Saccharomycetes, Saccharomycetales, Saccharomycetaceae.
AUGCUGUCAGAUACAAUCGACACACAACAACAACAGCAACAAAUUCAUGUCCUGUUCAUCGACUCCUACGACUCAUUCACCUACAAUGUGGUGAGACUAAUCGAGAAACAAACCGACAUCUCACCAGAAGUCAACGCCGUGCACGUGACUACCAUUCAUAACGAUACGUUCCAGUCAAUGGACCAACUAUUGCCACUUUUACCACUCUUUGAUGCUAUUGUAGUUGGCCCUGGCCCUGGAAAUCCUAAUAACGGUGUCCAAGAUAUGGGCAUAAUAUCUGAACUUUUCCAAAAUGCCAAUGGAGAUUUAGAUGCAAUUCCCAUAUUGGGUAUAUGUCUUGGAUUCCAAGCGAUGUGUUUGGCUCAAGGUGCCGUUGUAAGCGAACUGGAUACUAUCAAGCAUGGGCAGGUUUAUGAAAUGCACUUGAACGAUGCAGCCAGAACAUGUGGCCUUUUUCGUGGGUAUCCCGAUGCAUUCAAGUCUACGAGGUAUCAUUCAUUGCACGUUGAUGCUGGAGAUAAUGAAAAUCUCCUGUCUUUAUGCUCAACUGAAGAUGAGAACGGUAUUCUUCUGAUGAGUGCACGAGUUAAGAGCAAGCCAUGGUUUGGUGUACAAUAUCACCCUGAAUCAUGCUGUUCAGAAUUGGGAGGAUUGUUAGUAAGAAACUUUCUAACGUUGAGCCUAGUAAAUAAUAUGAAGACGGGAAGGUGGGAAAACAAGAAACUUAAUGGCAGGUUUUCUGAGAUCUUAUCACGAUUGGAUAGGACUAUUGAUAGAGAUCCCAUAUACAAGAUAAAAGACGAGUAUCCCAAUGGUGAUGAAUUGACCUAUGUGAAGCAAUUUGAAGUCUCCAAGGACCCGAAACUGACAUUCAAAAUUUGUGACAUCAUUGAAGAACCAAAAUUUGUCAUGUCAUCUUCAGUUAUUAGUGAAAAUCGGGGGGAAUGGUCAAUCAUUGCUCUCCCAAAUUCCAGAUCCGAAGUAUUUAGUCAUUAUGGAGCUAUCAAGAAGACUACAAUCUAUAAUUGGCAAGAUAAACAAAUCAGCUAUUCCAUGUUGAAGAAGUGUUUAGAUGGUCAAGACUCGAACUUGCCUGGCUCUCUCACUGUAGUCGAUGAAGACAAAUCUCAAUUUUGGGUCACCUUGGGGAAAUUUAUGGAGAAUAAGGUAAUUGAUAAUCACAGAGAAAUACCGUUCAUUGGAGGCCUUGUCGGUAUCCUAAGUUAUGAAAUAGGCCAGUACCUUGCAUGUAGCCAUCACAACGAUGAUGGUGAUGAUGAUGAUUCGCUUGUUCCAGACGCUAAACUGGUUUUUAUCAACAACAGCAUAGUCAUCAACCACAAGGAAGGAAAGCUUUACUGUAUUUCUUUGGAUGAUACGUUCUCUAAGGCAUUGGAACAAUCACUGAUAAGUAGUUUUGCGGGAAAGAAAGAUAGUGAGCAAGGCUUGCCAUGGCCAAAAUACUUGCCAGAGGAGAUAGAUUUCGUGAUAACAAUGCCCGAUAAGAAAGACUACGCAGAUGCUUUUGAAAAGUGUCAGGACUAUAUGCAUAAGGGCGAUUCCUAUGAAAUGUGCCUCACUACACAAACCAAAGUGGUACCAUCUGCAAUGAUAGAGCCCUGGAGGAUUUUCCAGACAUUGGUUCAAAAAAACCCUGCUCCAUUUUCAAGCUUUUUCGAAUUUAACGAUAUUAUCCCCAACCAAGACGAAAAGCCUCCUGUUUUGUGCUUCUUGAGCACUUCGCCUGAAAGGUUUUUGAAGUGGGAUGCAGACACGUGUGAGCUACGUCCCAUCAAGGGGACUGUAAAGAAGGGACCCCAAAUGAAUUUAGACAAGGCUACACAGAUUUUGAAAACGCCCAAAGAGUUCGGAGAAAAUCUCAUGAUCUUGGACUUGAUCCGAAAUGACCUUUACGAACUGGUUCCUGAUGUUCGGGUAGAAGAGUUCAUGUCUGUGGAAGAGUAUGCUACCGUCUAUCAACUUGUCAGUGUCGUAAAGGCCCAUGGGUUAACCUCAGCUAGCAAGAAGACGAGAUAUUCGGGAGUGGAUAUCCUCAAACAUUCGCUCCCUCCAGGGUCCAUGACGGGAGCCCCCAAAAAGAUCACUGUGCAAUUGUUGCAAGACAAGUUGGAGAACAAACUAAAUAGGCAUGUUAACGGCGGAGCACGCGGUGUCUACAGCGGAGUCACAGGAUACUGGUCCGUCAAUUCCAACGGAGACUGGUCCGUCAACAUUAGAUGUAUGUACUCCUACAAUGGCGGUGCCAGCUGGCAGUUGGGUGCUGGCGGUGCCAUCACCGUUUUGAGCACACUAGAUGGAGAACUGGAAGAGAUGUACGCCAAGCUUGAAAGCAACCUACAAGUUUUCAUCUAG